Messenger RNA from Pollicipes pollicipes, 1796 nucleotides. RefSeq names its product retinol dehydrogenase 12-like. The record is from RefSeq and is a predicted model, not a curated record. Lineage: Eukaryota; Metazoa; Arthropoda; Thecostraca; Pollicipedomorpha; Pollicipedidae.
GCAAGACAUAUUAAUUAAUUGUUUAAUUAAAAACAAGCAGCAAGCAGUAAGAACCGGAAAUCAUCGAGUCAACACGGUACGAAACUGGCGGAUUUUCCGAAGGUCGCGCGGGCCGGUCUCAACAGUACUUCUGUGGCGCGGGUCAGUGAAGCGCCACACUCGGCUGGAGAGCGCGUGAGGGUGUCGGUGUUAGAGCGAGUCCUCGUUGGAGUGAACUGAGCGGUGCGUGUGAACUUGCGACCUGCCGUUCGGGACAGUUGUGGCCUGCCGCGGAAGUUUUGGCCAUUGGUGCGGAAGCUACUCAUUUGGGGGACGCUGCUGAUCGAACCUUUCGCCGGAUCUGCGCUGCCCUGCGCCCACCCCUGUGCCUCCGCCGCUCCAGACAUCCGCCGUCCUUGCAGCGCUGCACGCCGUCAUGCCCUGGAACCCCAUGUAUCGGUCGGAGGCGCGGCUAGACGGCAAGACUGUGGUCAUCACUGGCGCCAAUUCGGGUGUCGGCAAGGAGACCGCACGCGAUCUGGGCCGGCGCGGCGCGCGCCUCAUCCUGGGCGUGCGCAGCCUGGAGCGGGGCGAGGCAGCGCUGCGCGAGCUGCCGGUGGGCGCCGGCGGCAAGCCCCUGCUGCUCCAGCUGGACCUGGCCUCGCUCGAGUCCGUGCGCUGCUUCGCCGCCGCCGUGCGCCAGCGGGAGCCGAAGGUGCACCUGCUGAUCAACAACGCCGGCGUGAUGGCGUGCCCGCGCGCCGAGACCGCCGACGGCUUCGAACUGCAGCUGGGCACCAACCACCUGGGCCACUUCUUGCUGACGCACCUGCUGCUGGACCAGCUGCGCGCGGCGGCGCCCGCGCGCGUCAUCAAUCUCUCCUCGCUGGCGCACACCAGGGGCCAGAUGCACUUCGACGACCUCAUGCUCACCAAGGGCUACACCAAAUGGAAGGCGUACUACCAGAGUAAGCUGGCCAACGUGCUGUUCACGCGCGAGCUGGCGCGCCGGCUGGCCGGCAGCGGCGUCACCACGUACGCCGUGCACCCGGGCGUAGUGCGCACGGAGCUGUGGCGACAUCAGGGCGGCUGGCUGCGCGCCCUGCUGCGACCGGUGGUGCGCUCGCCGGAGCAGGGCGCGCAGACGACGCUCUACUGCGCGCUGGCGCCCGAGCUGGAGACCGUCAGCGGCCGCUACUACGCCGACUGCAAGGAGACGCAGCCGUCGCGCCGGGCGCAGAGUGACGAGGACGCCGCCCGGCUCUGGGCCGUCAGCGAGCGGCUCGUGGGUCUCCCAGCGGCGACUGACCCGGGGACCCAGUAGGACGCCCGUCCCCCCCCCCUACCUCCUUAUCUACGUGACGUCUCGGGCGCCAGAUCCCCCCCCCUCCCCGCCAAACCUGUUCCGAUACUGGCGUUAUCGGUGUUUGCCCUGUCGCUGAAUCCCGACUUAUGAUUUAUACAGGCUAUCGGCAUGUCUCAUACGAAUGGGGCCAACUCGUAUGGCGCGCGUACGGACCCAAACAUUGUGCGGACAGGUGUGCAAGUUAUGCAAGGGGUGUUCGUGUACUGGGUUUGUUUGUGUACUGAGGUUUGUUUGCACCUGAUGCAGUGCGUGUUCGUUGUCAUGAGUUGCCGGGUACCAUUGCAGUUGAGAAUGAUUAAUAAUAUAUUUACGUUGUGCCAAUGGAUCUAAAAUGAAGGCAGUGCGGCAGAGAACCCGUCCAUCCUUUACAUUACGCAUCGUUCGUACAUCGUUUCAUCGUUUGCAUGUUAUCGCUGCAUGGAGGUGCCAAUACACUUCGACGCUUUUCCUA